This is a messenger RNA of Drosophila ananassae, 998 nucleotides long. RefSeq names its product serine protease SP24D. The transcript has 2 exons. Gene Ontology annotation, molecular function: serine-type endopeptidase activity. Bases 43 to 810 code for a protein of 255 amino acids. Gene Ontology annotation, biological process: proteolysis. The record is from RefSeq and is a predicted model, not a curated record. Lineage: Eukaryota; Metazoa; Arthropoda; Insecta; Diptera; Drosophilidae.
UUGUGAAGGCAGAACCCUCAGAAGAGAGAAACCAAUCCAGUCAUGUCUUUAAUCUUCCGGGCAUUUUUCCUUCUCCUGUGCGUUGGCGGAAUCCUGGCAAAGGGGAAGAAAAACGACACGGAUAUCGAGCCCCGCAUUGUGGGCGGCACCCGGGCCACAGCCGGACAAUUUCCGCAUCAGAUCUCACUCCGUCGCCGAGGCAGUUUCAUUUGUGGAGGAUCCAUCCUUUCCAACAACUAUGUCCUCACCGCCGCCCAUUGCGUCAAGUCGGGUAAUAAUGUAGCUCCAGCCAGCCAACUGGACAUUCAGGCGGGAAGUCUGACCCUUAGCGAGGGCGGAGUUCGCGUGAAAGUGGCCGCUGUUACAGUACACCCCUCCUACAAGGGAAGGGGAAACGACGUGGCAGUCCUUCGAUUGGAGAAAAAUCUCGACUUCAGUUCCCAGAUCAAAGCCAUCAAGCUGGCCACCAGCGAUCCGCCCAACGAUGCCACCGUGGAGAUCUCCGGAUGGGGGAGGACUUCCCAGGGCGGGCCCAUAUCCAAUAACUUACUGUACCUCCGCGUGAAGCACAUAUCGAGGGAUACUUGUCGGCGGAAGUACAUGCGCGAUUUGUACGACACGACCAUGUGCCUGUUGCACGACGCCAAGAAGGGAGCUUGCAACGGGGACUCCGGCGGACCGGCCACCUACGAGGGGCAGCUGGUGGGCGUGGCCAGCUUCGUCAUAGGAGGCUGUGCCAGGGCAGCUCCCGAUGGCUACGAAAGGGUCUCCAAACUGGGCCAAUGGAUCAGGGAGAAUGCCCAUUUGUAAACGGACCAGGCAAGGAUGAAGGAUCAAGGAAGGUUUAAUUUGAAGUUAUGGAUUUCAUUUUAAAACCAAAAACAUCACCCCGAACAGGUCUUCGAUUUUGUAUAAUUUGGUAAAAAUAAACGGCUUAAUUUUGGGAUAUAGUAUAGAUCGUAUUGUAAUCAAAUAAAAUUUUUAUCGUGAGCAAUUAA